Molecule: messenger RNA, 2457 nt
Organism: Microthlaspi erraticum
Lineage: Eukaryota; Viridiplantae; Streptophyta; Magnoliopsida; Brassicales; Brassicaceae
Source: the annotation of a GenBank genome assembly
AUGAGCGGGAAGAUCGUCGGCGGUGGUGGUGCGAGUGUCGGAGGGAGGAAAAGCUAUAACGGGAUAUCUGAGAUUCCGUCGGGGUCGAGGAAGAUGGUUCAAAGCUUGAAGGAAAUCGUCAACUGCCCUGAGGCAGAGAUCUACGCCGUGCUCAAGGACUGUAACAUGGAUCCUAACGAAGCCGUCAAUCGUCUCCUCCUUCAAGAUCCUUUUCACGAGGUGAAGAGCAAAAAAGAAAAGAAGAAAGAGAUUAGGGAUAUACCGGAUUCAAGGGCACGAGGCUAUAGUAACACUUACAACAACCGUGGGGCUAGAGGUGGUUCUGAUCGUUACGCUGGACGAAAUGGAGCUUCCUCUUUCACCUCUACUGAUUCGGGAAGCUUCCAAGAAAAAACUACAUACAAGAGGGAGAGCGAGAAACAGGCUCAUAGAGGUUUUGCUCCUUCUACGCCUGGAGUAUCAAGCCACCAUCAGAUACCACACAGUGAUUCUGCUCCUACGGACAGUAAAACGCCAGCUGUUACCUCUGGUGGUGGAGGAGUAUCACAGCCUGUGUCUGGACAUCAAACUCCGUGGUUUGGAGCUGCAGGUCAGAGGUCCAUGGCUGACAUUGUGAAGAUGGGUAUACCUCAGAACAAGACAACAAACGCUCGGAAAAAUGUUGAUCACGAGCGUGAAGUUUCUGCGAAUCAGCAAGCGCCUGUGCAAGAUGAGUGGCCCUCGAUUGAGAAGCCAGUGGCUGCAAGCACUUCUGUAUCAGUGGCACCAACUGAGCCAGAGAUGAGCAAUUCAGAUCAACAUCUGAAGGGCCACUUGGAAGAUACACAUUUAGCAGAAGAUGGUUCCUUUGGAAAUAUUGGAAGAGAUCAUGUGCAGGAUGACACUGUUACUGGUGGAGUUGUUCAAGAAGACGACCCUGCAGUGUCAUCUGAGUUUGAUGAAAUUCCAUACAGAGACCAAACGCAGAACCAUCCUCUUGAGCACCAACAAGACGAAGAUAAUGUUUCGUCUGUGGCUGCAAACCUUCAAGAAUUAAGCAUCGAGAACCAUGACAAAUACUCCUCCCAUGAAGAGGAUAGACCUGCUGUCGUAAUUCCAGAUCAUCUGCUAAUCCAUACGGAAGAGUGCGCACAGUUAAGCUUCGGAAGUUUUGGAGGUUUUGGAUCAAGAUCUUUGAACAACAACAUAGAAGAGGCAUCUGAUGUAGUAGCUCCACAGACUGAACGUGCUGAUGAUGCUAGAAAUAUCGAGUUCUAUGGAGAUGAACAUCUAAGGAGCAUGUCCAAUGGAAAUAUGGUCCAUGCCUCGUCUACUGCAGAAAAUUAUGAUGAUUCUUCAGAAUCUCUGCUGCCAGAAAACCCCGAAACCGCUCAUCAGGAGAACCAGUACUCGUUUGCUCAGUCUGAUCAAGAGUAUGCAUAUGAAAAUGCCAAGCAGCAACUGGAUACUGGAUUUGAUGCCUCUCAGACAACAAGCAUGCAGAAUCUUUCUUCGCUAACAAAUGUGAUGCAAGGGUAUACAAACUCAAUUCCGAACACUCUAUUAGCACAGACUGCACAAACUGCAAGGGAGCUUGAGUUUCAGUACUCAACAUUCCAAGCCGCACAGUCAAUGCCAUCAAGAAGCAACGAUGCCUCACAAAGUGGCCAAAGCAUUUCUAUGCCAGAGGCGCUAAGAGGUGGUGGUAAUCAAACAACGCAGCCAAGCCAGCAGAACUUACCCAAUGCUGCUACUGGACCAGCUCUUCAUCAACAGCUACCGAUGCAUCCAUAUUCUCAGCCGACUGUGCCUCUAACUCACUUUGCCAACAUGAUCAGUUACCCUAUGAUGCCUCAGAGCUACCCAUACAUGCCAUCGGCUUUCCAGCAAGCAUUUGCUGGUAACAGCUCAUACCAGCAGCAACUGGCUGCUUUGUAUCCGCAGUACAAGAACAACAUCUCCGCCAGUAAUUUGCCUCAGUCAGCAACUUCUGCUCCUCCCUCCUCCGUCUAUGGGUUUGGGAACUCUAGCAAUGCUGGAGCCGGAAACUUCCCUGCUAACCAACAACAACAACAGGCAGCUCCUACUGGGGCUACGCUUAGUUAUGAAGAGAUCCUGAGUCUACAGUAUAAACAGAAUAACCAUCUAUUGUUACUUCAGCAACAGCAACAACAACAACAACAGCAGCAGCAACAGAAUGAAAACUCGCCUGUAUGGCUUCAUGGGCCUGGCUCUCAAACAAUGUCUGGUGCACAGAGCAACGCAUACUACAACCUUCAAGCACAACAACAAGCUCAGCAAGCUCGCCAUGCUCAGCAACAGGCGCAGCAGCAGUAUGGAUCAUCACUCGGUUACUCAAACUACUACCAGUCACAAACCGGAAUGCCAAUGGAGCACCAGCAGCAAAACCCAAGAGACGGUGGCUCCCAAGGCCAGGCCUCAAAGCAGACCCAGCAGCACUGGCAAAACUCUUACUAG